This is a messenger RNA of Paramecium sonneborni, 1154 nucleotides long. NCBI's taxonomy places the organism in Eukaryota, Ciliophora, Oligohymenophorea, Peniculida, Parameciidae. The record is from the annotation of a GenBank genome assembly.
AUGAAGAAUUUUCUUGAAAAAUAUAUAAGCAAUGAUUACAGUAUUCGAAUGAAUAAUGUAUCAUAGAACCAUGGUAUUAAAAUAAAAAUUAAUUUAUUAGAAUAUUAAUUGAAUUAAUACAAAUGUUCUUCUCCAAUAAUAUUUGGAAAUAGAUUUGCAUCACCUUCUCCAUUUAGAUCUGUUACUCCAAUUCAAGGAUAAUUAUCACCAGCUAAUCAAUCUCGAAGAGAAAGUGCAUUUUCAAGGAACUCUGAUAACUAUGAUUUUUCAGUUAAAGAAAAAUCAAAAAUAUUAAAUAAACCAAUAAUUUAACAGUAUCAAAAAUAACAAGAAUAUUAAGAUGAAGAAGCAUAGAAUAUUGAUUAUUUUUUUGAUAAAGAAUAAAUAAUUCUUGAAGAAUAAGAACUUUUACAUGCAAAGCUUAGAAUGAUACGUGAUGAUUUCAAUUUCAAAAUAUAAUAAUUAGAAGAUUGUAAUUAAUUAUCUAAGUUUUAAGAGAAUACCUUCGAGAAAGAUAAUCGAUUCUUUAAAAUCUAUCAAUUUCAAUUAAAGAAGAACAAGACAGUUAUAAUGAAUAAUCAAAACAAAAGAAAAGAUAAAAUAAAUAAAAUGAGAUACAUACAAGAGCUGAUUCUAUGCAUAAAUAAGAUUCUAAAAAUGACUCAUAACCAAUCUAUUUAGAAAUGAGAGCAGCUAGUUCAAUGAAAGAAUAAAGAAUAGAUUCUAAUCUUGAAAAAAAAGAUUGUUUUGAUAUUAGACGAGAUAUUCGUCAUGAAUCUAUUAAUGGUUAUAGUUCACAUCAUAGAAGAGAAUCAUCAUAUAAAACAGUUAAAUUAAGAGAAUCUAGAGUAAAAAGAGAAGAAUCAUUAAAAUGUGAUUCUAUUAAAGAUGAUUAACCAUUAAAGAGUGCAUUAAAAAAGAAGGAUUCUAAUAGAUAAACUUAUAAUUGUUAAGAUGAUUCUUAAGAUGAUUGGAAAUUUAUUAAAGAAGCUAAAAAUAAUUUAGAAAAAUAAAAAACUCAAUUAGAUGAUAAAUAGUCUCCUAAUAAAGUUAGAUUUGUUAAUUAAGAGAAAUCAUAAAAAAAAUAACAGGAUAAAGUAGUUAAAUAAAAAUAUUUAAAUGAUAUUGAUAUAUUUUUAAAAUGUAGAUAUUGA